This is a messenger RNA of Beauveria bassiana ARSEF 2860, 2445 nucleotides long. RefSeq names its product AT hook domain-containing protein. NCBI's taxonomy places the organism in Eukaryota, Fungi, Ascomycota, Sordariomycetes, Hypocreales, Cordycipitaceae. The transcript is spliced from 4 exons. The record is from RefSeq and is a predicted model, not a curated record. The coding region runs from base 1 to 2445 and encodes 814 amino acids.
AUGGCCGACAUCGAAAAAUACUUUACAUACGAUGGCCGCCUCGCGUCCUUUCGGAAAACUACCAAGAAGCGCGGAUCUACCGCUGGACGCAGCGCAAAACCAUUAAACUGGCCACACAAACAGAUUACACCCGCAAGUCUCGCAAACGCUGGGUUUUAUUUCAACCCGAGCCCCAGUAACCCCGACAAUUGCACAUGCUUCCUCUGCCAAAAGGGUCUCGACGGCUGGGAAGCUGGUGAUGAUCCUUUGGUAGAACAUCUGACCCACGCCUCGCACUGUGGAUGGGCCGUAGUCAAAGCCAUCGAGGCCGAAAUUGAGGAAUACUGCAAGCAGGACCCAACGCUUCCUCACAUGGCAGAGGCCCGAGAAGCCACUUUUGGUACUAGAUGGCCGCACGAGGGCAAGAAGGGAUGGGAGUGUCAAACGAAGCAGCUUGUUGAUUCGGGAUGGGUUUACACCCCAACCGACGAAUCCGAUGACAUGGCCACAUGCAUGUAUUGCCAGCUGGCACUAGAUGGAUGGGAACCUGAAGACAAACCUUUCGAAGAGCAUUAUAAGCGCUCCCCGAGUUGCGCCUUCUUUUCACUCUCGAGCGAACCCGAGCCUGCACCGAAGAAGACUGCACGUGGCAAAGCGGCCAGAGGAUCAAAAGUGUCCCGAGCAUCAACACAAUCAGUGCAAUCUGUUUCUACAAGUGCAUCCGAGGCCAUUGCUUUUGACGAGACAGCCGAGCCAGAAGACAGUGUUCUCACCACGACGUCAAUGGCCCAAGGCAAGAAAUCUCGGCCAAAGAAGGCCACGGCCAAGGCCACAAAAGGUGGUCGAAAGAAGAUCAAGAAGGAGACGACCCCUGUUGAAGAUGCCAGCGAUGCUGGUGAUGAGAGCGAAACCAUCAGCAAGCCGCCUCCCGCUAAAUCAACACGCGGCCGAAAGCGAAUGAGCGAGGCAGCCGAAGAUUCCUUGAUGAGCACAGCCAGUGCGCCAGCGACAAAAAAACGAGCCACAAAAACACGGGCCAGUGUGAUGGAAUCAUCUACUGCGUCCGAGGACACUGCUGUGCCUGAUGCCCCGGCCCCUGCCAAGGCCAAAGGUCGUCCGCCCAAAACUCGCAAGCCCUCUGCAGCGGCAUCGGCAGCAAACACUUCCAUUGUUUCACUACGUGUCACACCAGAAGUAUUUCCAGAUGAUGACGAAAUCGAGAGACAAUUGGAGGCGGACCUUGAGCGCCAGCUUACCGAAGACGAGUUUGUGUAUGAAUAUCAGCGGCCAUCAGCUCAGCCAGAAACAGAGCCAGCGGUUGAGGCGAUACAGAAGUCGGCGGCGUAUAGAAUGCUUGACCCUGAACCAUCAGAAGCUGAUGAGGUUGAGGUUGAUGGCGAACUCCAAGCACUUCAAAACGAAAUGGAGGUUGAGGAGCCAGUCAAGGAGCUGAAGGUUGGCAAAAAAGGUCGAAAGGCAGCUGGUACACGAAAAGCCGCGAAACAGACGAAAGCGAAGAAGGCAAAAGAGCCUUCUCCUCCGCCACCCCCUUCCCCAUCACCCCCUCCUUCUCCGCCUGUCCAAUCCAUCGAAGGCGAGAUUGACGAGUCAGACAUUCAAAGUGUUGUUAGCACCGAUACUGUGGUAAAGAAUGCCGAUUCUGUGAACUCAAUGACUGAGAAGCGGGGCAGGGCGCAGCCCAGAAAAUCAUCCGUUGCUUCUGAAGACUCUGUUGACGUGGUCACGUAUGUGGAACAGGAUGAGACUCCGAUCAAACAUGGACGUGAAGAAGCAGAUGAGGCUGAGCAGUCGCCGGAGCCCUCCCCAAGUCCGUCACCUGGGCCCGACGCUCAAUUGACAAGCGAAGCACAUGUCGCAGCAGACAUGAAUGACGACAAUCUCCUUGCAGCGGAUGAGGAUGUGCAGAUUGCAGAAGACCCCAUUGAAGCUGCUACGUCGCCAAUGGCAACCUCGGUGGCAGAGCCACCAUCUACGCCUGGUUAUGCGACAUCACCCGCUCCCUCUGCGAAGCAAGCAGCACUUUCGCCGUCACAGUCGCCUCAGUCGUCUGAUGCUGAGAAUCAGCCACCAUCGUCCAGGCCCAGCGCAUCUGCGAAACGCACCGUGUUGGCACAAGUGGCCGCUACUCCGUCUCGAAUGUCGCCUUCAAAGCGCAACGUCAUUGCGGGGUUGCAAAGUACGACACCAUGGUCGCCCACGAAUCUGGAUGCCAUCUUUGGCUCUCCAAAGGCAGGGACCGACAAGGAGAACGGUGUGGAACGCCUGCUCAAACAAGGCAAGGAGUUGAGUAGUCCUGAAAAGCAGAUGACUGUGGAAGAAUGGAUACACUUCAACGCGGGGGAAGCGGAGAAGAAGCUCAAAUAUGAAUGUGAACGGAUGGUCAGUCUGUUUGAGAGCGAGGGCACGAGAGCCAUGAACGUGCUCGAAGGCUUGACCGUCGAAUAG